Molecule: messenger RNA, 2325 nt
Organism: Mercenaria mercenaria
Lineage: Eukaryota; Metazoa; Mollusca; Bivalvia; Venerida; Veneridae
Product: dipeptidyl peptidase 1-like
Exons: 9
Coding region: 159-1577 (472 amino acids)
Cellular component (GO): lysosome
Molecular function (GO): cysteine-type endopeptidase activity
Source: RefSeq, a predicted model, not a curated record
UAGUUGAUUUUACGGAUACACAUUUGGGUCGGGUAUACUAAGGUGAUAGUAUUCGCGAUCAUAGCCACCGUGUAUCCGGAACCUCAAAUUCCGAAUUUAAUACGGAUUUUAACCGAACUGCAACCGGUGUCGUAGUAUCACUCAGGAAGCAAAAAUCGAUGACCAUGAAGCAGAUAUUGGUAUUACUUUGCGGCCUGGUGUGUGUAUUUGCAGAUACACCUGCAAAUUGUACCUAUGAAGAUAUUGAAGGAAAAUGGAUUUUCCAGAUUGGGAAGAUGGGAUAUGACAAUACAGUCAACUGCAGUGGUUUUCCUUCAGUGUUCAAUCCUGCUGAGAGCCAGCUCACAGUGAGUUUGCAUUUCCCCAAUCUUGCUAUAGACCAGUUUGGUAAUCGUGGAUUCUGGACCUUAGUCUAUAAUCAGGGAUUUGAGGUUGUUAUUGGUGGGAGAAAGUUCUUUGCCUUCUCUAUGUACAAGCAGUCAGGAUCAACAGUGGAGAGCAUAUGUGAUAAGACGAUGCCUGGAUGGUCACAUGAUGUGUUGGGAAGAAACUGGGCUUGCUAUUCUGGAAUGAAGCAGGAGCAGAAUCCUGUCAAAAAAGUUAGCAAAACUAAUUUGACCACAGCGUUGAAGUAUGUACCAAAUGCAACAUUCUUGACUGAUAUUAAACGCAACCAAAAGUUUAGGUCAGAUUCAAGAUUUGUGACUGCAAUCAAUCGCCAGCAAAGCUCAUGGACAGCGGUCAAGUAUCCCGGGUAUGAGAAUAUGGAAAUUGAAGAUUUAAUUAAGAGAGCUGGUGGACGAAAGUCUAAAAUUCCAAAUAUCCCGAAACCAGCACCUGUGUCUGCGAAGCAUAAACGUCUAGCUGCCAGUCUGCCCGUAGAAUUUGACUGGAGGAAAAUGAAUGGUAUUAACUACGUGUCUCCCGUACGAAAUCAAGGCUCCUGUGGAAGCUGCUUUGCAUUCAGUGCUAUGGGAAUGAACGAGGCCCGCUGGAGGGUAAUGUCAAAUAAUACAGCCCAGCCAGUGUUCUCACCACAAGAUAUUGUAGAAUGUAGCGAAUAUUCACAGGGCUGCGAAGGAGGCUUUCCAUAUUUGAUAGGUGGAAAGUAUGCAGAAGAUUUUGGUUUGGUACUUGAAGACUGCAAUCCAUACAAGGGAAAGGAUGGUGCAUGCUCUACCAAGAAAGAUUGUCCGAGGAUGUAUUCUACAAGAUACGAGUAUAUCGGAGGAUUCUAUGGAGCGUGUAAUGAAGCCUUGAUGAAGAUUGAACUUGUCAAGAAUGGACCAAUGGCAGUUGCUUUUGAAGUUUAUAAUGACUUCUUUCACUACAAGUCUGGCAUAUACCAUCACACGGGACUUUUGGAUAGGUUCAACCCGUUUGAAAUAACAAACCACGCAGUUUUACUGGUGGGUUACGGAACCGACACGAACAGUCCAAAUGGGCCAGAGGAUUAUUGGAUCGUUAAAAAUAGCUGGGGUGAAAGCUGGGGCGAGGAUGGCUAUUUCCGUAUCCGACGUGGAGUAGACGAGUGCAGUAUUGAGAGUAUCGCCGUUCAGUCAUUCCCAAUAAUGUAAAUUUGAAGGCAGUUAUAAUAUGUUCUAAAAUAGGAAGUACCUUUAAAUCCUUCAUUUCCAGCUCGAAGACACUUGAAAAUAACUUUUCUUAAUAAUAGUGUCAAACAAAAUUGCUUGUGUUAAGAAUUAGGUAUGUAUAUAGAAUGCAAUGCUCAUUCCCAUAUAUCAAACGUCUGCCAUUGUUCUCUGGUAGAAUAUCAAGCAGGAAUCAAAUAUUUAUUGGUUGAAACUGUCAAAAUAAAUCAAAGGCUUGUCUCGAAAGGAACAUUUAAUUGAUAAGAAUAAUAAAACUACACUUCUAUAAUCUGAAAUUGAUUAGUUAUUUGCUAACUGUGAAUAGUUUUGAGGAAUUUGGACAUAAUAUUUACAAACUGUCAGCUUGUUAAACACACUAGAUGGUGCAUAUUUAUGCAGAUAUAAAUUGGUCUCUUUAAUGUACUAAGACUUUUGUUGUGCCAUUUUAACUCUAAGGUUCGUAGAUGUGUUAACAUGUAUUUAUACUAUUAUAUUUUUAUAUUACAUCUUUAUAUGUUUAAAUUGUAGGCAAGUGUUUCCUUUUUCAACCAAAGGUUGACAGUGAUGAUUGUUAUUAUAUUUGAUUGUAUAUGUAUAUUUGUGAUUUUUGAACUGUGAAAUAAUUUAUAUAUUUACUCAUUAUAGCUAUUGGAUAUCACGUGCUAAUAUUUUCAGUAAAAUGUAUACUUGUGCUUUAAUACAGAAAUAAAAUUAUAUUUUUCAGGAAAAAAAA